Messenger RNA from Triticum aestivum (bread wheat), 2618 nucleotides. RefSeq lists its product as uncharacterized. The coding region runs from base 383 to 832 and encodes 149 amino acids. Lineage: Eukaryota; Viridiplantae; Streptophyta; Magnoliopsida; Poales; Poaceae. The transcript has 4 exons. The record is from RefSeq and is a predicted model, not a curated record.
CAGAGAAAGCCCAUCCACUCCCCAAUCUUCUCGAACCACCCCACCCCGACAGCUCCGCCCCUGCUCCUACGCGCCGGCGGCAGCCUUUCUCCUUCCACGCGCCAUCACCCGCCGCCCCCCUGCUCCCACGCGUCGUCGCCAGCCGCCCCCCAGCUCCCACACGCUGUCGCCCGCCGCCCCCUGCUCCCACGCGCCGCCGCCGCUCGCCGCCCCCCUGCUCCCAUGCGCUGCCGCCCACCGCCCCCUGCUCCCACGCGCCGUCGCCCGUCGCCUCCCUGCUCCCACGCGCCGCCUGCGGCCUCACCGCUUCCACGCGCCGCCUCCGACCCCCUGCUUCCAACCCCCGCCGUCGGGGGCCACCCCAGCGCUGAAGAACAUAAACAUGGUCGCCCCGGUCGUUCAUUGCCACCAUCCUAGGUCGUUCAACAUGAUAGUGCCAAGCCGUUCGAUGCCCCAGCUCGGGAGGUGCCCGUCACAGCUUUCCCCCCACCUCCCGUUGCAUCGCCCCGGCCGUUCAUUGACACCAUCCUGGGUCGUUCAACAUGACAGUGCCAAGCCGUUCGAUGCCCCUGCUCGGGAGGUGCCCGUCACAGCUUUCCCCACACCUCCUAUUGCAUGUUCAUGCUCCUUCUAUUGUGUACAUUUUGUUCAACAUCUGGUGGUUUUUCAGUUCACCAUAGAUGUGCAUUUUCAGCUUCAUCUUGCAGAUGGAGAUGUGUAUAUGUAUACAUGUGUUAUGGAGAGAGAAGAACUUAUCUGGUGGUGUGUGUGUGGGCUGCUGCAUCCUCGUCCGGCCGCUCUAGUCCACACUCUCAGUACAACUUCUCUAUGACCUCAUGUUCACAAAUCUUGUAGUACAUUUUUUUAAUCAAAAUCUUGUAGUACUAUGUAAAGCAAGUGUGGCCAACACAUACUUUAGAAGUGAUGCUAAAAACUGAGAUGUCAAAUUUAACAUUCUAUUAUUUUCUUUUAGUUUUGGUGUCUGAAUUUGUGGAUAUGUGAGCAGGCCCCAAUAUAGAGGUAGGCCUUGUCACUGCAAAUUUAUUAUGCACCUGAUCCAAAUUCUUCUGAUGUUCUGGGCCUCUGGGGCAUGGGUCCAAUAUAUUAGUUUCUAUGCUCCACUGGUUCUCUCCACCACGAGCCCCAGCGUGGAUCACCCUCAGCGGCCAAAUCCAGGCGCGCCCAGUCACUGCUCGUGAACCCCGCCUCCAUCAGCUCCACUUCACCGGAGCCGUCAGUGCGCAGGAGUAGGGGUAGAAGGUUCUGGUCAGAGUUCGGACUAUACCAAAUGUCCAAAUUACAUGGUGUGGUCUUCUGUUCUUUCUGUUCAUUUCAAGGUAACUGUAGCUGAACUUGUGUUGUGUUGAUACUGAACUUGUGUUUUGGCUGAUUCUAAACUGAUGCGUAUCGAACAUUGGUGUUUAAACAAUUCUUGGUCCAUUGACUGUUUGAACUUGCGACCUUACUGCCUUGAACUAUGGUCUAAAAAAACUGAACUCAUGCAGGUACUUGGUGGUGCAGACUUGGUAGCGGUGAUAUUUUGGUUCGCUUAAGAGUUCACAAAUGAAGAUUUCGAACAACAAUCUCUAAAUAUUUUCUUGAUCACUAAACAAGACCAAUUUUAGCAUGUUUCCUGAAAUAUUUUAGCAUGUUUUAUGUUUCCAUCUACAAGUUCACACACUACUGUCUCGGACGUUCAAACAUUUUUUCCCCUGAUGUUCAGAUAUUAUCUAGGAGGAAUACAUGUUGUAACUUCGAGAGAAAACAUUCAUGUUGAUUACUCCCGUCAAGUGUAAAAUUUUGCCAAUAUACAAUCUAUAAGUUCAAUAUCCAGUACAUUAGUUUAGUAGUUGGUACUAACUACUCCAGUUUUUUUCUUGAUGUACCUGUGGUGUCUAGUUUUUCUUUCAGUUCAAUUUCUAAAUUUCAGCCAGUUCAAUUCGUAUGGUAGCUCCAAUUUAGUCAACGUGGUUAAUUGUUGGCUGGUGUGUGUGCAGGGUACCGUGAUAUUGAGUAGGCGCGAAGUGUAUCACUCCAGCAUGCCAUGCUCCAGUGCAUGUCAACGUCUUCUCCACUGCAACGGAAGCUGCAGAUUUUGCUCCGCUCUACUUGCCUUGCUAGUGUUUGCUUUAAUGCCUCAAUGGUGCAUUGUGCAUCUUUUGCACUCUGAAGACAGAGCUUGAUUAGUCUGUUUCUACUAUUAGUUCAUGCAAACCUUGUUAUAUGAUGUCUUCUUUUUCAUUGUUACUCGAUGUCUCAUUUUCCUGUUUUCUGUUAUUUUUUUCUAGGGAAGGUUCUUGUAAUUAUAGUUCUUUGAUUGUAUGAUGCAACCGCUUACUCGAUGUCAUUGUCAUUGUUCUUGUAGUUGCAUAUAUGGAAGUGUGUGCUUGGUUUGGUUCCAUUUAUCUUUCUCUCAUGCCUGCCCUUUUGAUCUUAUAGGAAUUGAGGCUUCGCCAAGGAACAAGACUGGUAACUAGCGCAAAUGAGACCAUGUCGAGAGGUGGCACUGCUAGACUUGUUGAUGUGUAGUUAUGGCAUAAAAAAGAUGGGAAAAAUGGUGUCUUGUAUGAUUCCAUAAGGUGUACGUAGCAAAUCUUCCCAUGUGGAUCAGUACAACU